AAAACUCUGUGCUUCGCCCUGCGGACUCCAGGCGCCGCCAGGCAUGGAUGCUCCAGAGAGCCCCGUGGAAGGCCUCCAAAAAGUCGCCGUUUGUUCUAUCUGCCUCGAGUUUUUCAAAGACCCCGUCUCCAUCGAGUGCGGGCACAAUUUCUGCCGGGUCUGCAUCACCCAGUGCUGCGAGGAGUCCCGGAGACAUUUCUGUUGCCCUCACUGCCGCAGAAGAGCUUGCAAGCGAGAUUUCAGGCCCAACAGGGAACUGGCGAGCAUGGUGGAGCUAGCCAAACGCUUCAAGCUGGAGGAGGAGGUCAAAACCGCAGGAGAGAAAGGCGAGUGUGAGGCACACCAGGAGCCCCUGAAGCUCUUCUGUGAGGAUGACCAAAUCCUCAUCUGUGUGGUUUGUGACAGAUCCAAGGAACAUCGAAGUCACACGGUGACUCCUGUAGAGGAGGCUGCCGUGGACUACAAGGAACAAAUCCAGAAUCAAUCACAGACUCUUAAGCAAGAGAAAGAAAGACUUCAAGACCUUAAACAAGCCAGUGAGCGGUCAGCUGAAGAGUAUCUGGAGAAUUUAGAUGCUGAACGGAAGAAAAUGACCUCUAAAUUUGAAUUGCUGCAUCAGUUCCUUGAAGAAAUGGAGCAGCUCCUUCUGGACCAGCUGGAUGUGAUGGAGAUGGACGUCCGGAAAGGACAGAAGGAAAGCGAUGUCAGAUUCUCAGAGGAGAUUUCCAUUCUUGAGGACCUGAUCAAUGAGAUGGAUGAGAAUUGUAAACAGGCAGCAAGUGAAUUCCUGCAGAAUGUCAAGAAAAUGCUCAACAGAUCUAAGGAAGAGCCUAAUUUGCCUAUGGAGAUUUCUCAAGACCUAAAAGCAAAACUUGGUACAUUUUAUAAGAAAAACAUUUCCUUAGAAAAAAUUCUGAAGAAAUUCAAAGACAUUUUGACGCUUGAAUUGCAAGGAAAAGGAGAGGAUGCAACUGUGACUAUAGGUGUGCAGACAGAUCAAGAAAAAGGAGUCGAUGCAGCUGUGACAAUAGGUGUGCAGACAGAUCAAGAAAAAGGAGUCGAUGCAGCUGUGACAAUAGGUGUGCAGACAGAUCAAGAAAAAGGAGUCGAUGCAACUGUGACAAUAGGUGUGCAGACACAUCAAGAAAAAGGAGUCGAUGCAGCUGUGACAAUAGGUGUGCAGACAGAUCAAGAAAAAGAAGCUAUGACAUUGGAUCUGGACACAGCAGGCCCCUACCUUAUCCUGUCCGACAAUGGGAAAAGCGUGAAGUUGGGGGAUACACGCCAGAAACGUGCCUCAUCCCGAGACCCAAUGAAUGUGUACCCCUGCGUGCUAGGCAGCAAAGGGUUUAGCUCUGGGAAACACUGCUGGGAGGUACUGGUGGUGGAAGGGGGAUGUUGGGCUGUGGGCGUGGCCAAAGGAUCGGUGAAGAAGAAGAAAAAGCUCGACUUCCGGCCUGAAGAGGGAAUCUGGGCUUUAGAGCAUUUAGGAUUUGAUCAUUACCGAGCACUGACCUCCCCUCCAACUCCUCUGCCCCUGAGCAAGGCGCACCAAAUAGUCCAGGUAUGUCUGGACUAUGAGGCAGGCCAGGUAGCGUUUUUUGAUGUAGAGCAGGAUACCUGUAUAUUUACUUUCUCAUCAAUUUCUUUUGGAGGGGAGGUCAUCUAUCCCUGGCUGUGGGUGGGAAUGAGAUCACAGCUCAGACUGUGUCCCUGAAGUUGCAUAUACCUUCUGCUCUGGGGGUGGGGUUAGCUCUAAAGGCCACCUAAGAAUCCACAGAGAUAUUCGGUUUAAGUUGUGAAUACGUAUGAAGCUGAGUAUGUGGGAAGAAUACACUGAGCCAAACCACUAGCCUGUCUCUUAGUAUUAUCUACGUUGACUGGCAGCACCUCUCUAAUACAGAAAGGUAUUCAGCAUCUGCUACCUGAGAUGAUUUAACUUGCAGUACUGUUAGCCAACGGGGUCUAUUGCCUGGUGUGCCAGUGCCCAGUGAUGAACCCAGCUGGUGAGAUUCUAGAAGCAGACAGAACUUUAUUUGAAUAGAGGAGAACCUCAGUAAUCCCAAGGAAUCUGUUAGUAAGGCUUCAGAGUUAACUUCUUAUACAGUGUAUCAAAAAACUUUAAGACAUGCUCAGAUGUCUUCCUGAUACAAACUAUAGGCUUUGCUUCUUUCUAUAUAUGUAUGUUUGCCAAGCUUGCAAUUUCCUCUGACUUAUUUGGAGUUCUCCAGAAAUAGUAAUAUUUUUCUUUUUAAAAAUAAAUUUUAUUUUGAAUUUGUAAA
Molecule: messenger RNA, 2282 nt
Organism: Heteronotia binoei (common prickly gecko)
Lineage: Eukaryota; Metazoa; Chordata; Lepidosauria; Squamata; Gekkonidae
Product: E3 ubiquitin-protein ligase TRIM39-like
Exons: 7
Coding region: 44-1717 (557 amino acids)
Molecular function (GO): zinc ion binding; protein binding
Source: RefSeq, a predicted model, not a curated record